Molecule: messenger RNA, 257 nt
Organism: Staurois parvus
Lineage: Eukaryota; Metazoa; Chordata; Amphibia; Anura; Ranidae
Source: the annotation of a GenBank genome assembly
UGUGACUGGCUGCCAUGCACCAGAUUCUGAGUGCCCCAGCCAAUGGUUUAAUGAUCACAUCUUUACGUUGCUGUCAGGGGCGGACUGACAACUCAUGGGGCCCCCGGGCAAUAGGGGAUCAUGGGGCCCCUAUGUCCUUGCCCAAACUCAAAAAAGCCUAUGAAAAAGGUACCAAGGGCAUCUCAUGGGGUCCCCUACUGACCCCAGGCCCUUCGAGCAGUGCCCGAGUUUCCAAAUGGUCAGUCCGCCCCUGGUUG